Molecule: messenger RNA, 2344 nt
Organism: Fundulus heteroclitus (mummichog)
Lineage: Eukaryota; Metazoa; Chordata; Actinopteri; Cyprinodontiformes; Fundulidae
Gene: gpr157
Product: G protein-coupled receptor 157
Exons: 4
Coding region: 377-1396 (339 amino acids)
Biological process (GO): cell surface receptor signaling pathway; adenylate cyclase-activating G protein-coupled receptor signaling pathway
Cellular component (GO): plasma membrane
Molecular function (GO): cAMP binding; G protein-coupled receptor activity
Source: RefSeq, a predicted model, not a curated record
CAUUUUUAUUACCCUUUUCCUUUUUUUUUUUAGAUAUCUAAACGAUCCACGUUGCUAAACUCAAUGUCAUGUGUCACACGGUGAGACCACAGCUGUUACAGUAGCUGAGACAAAAAAUAAUCUAAGGACGAAAAUAAACCUGUUUGUUCCCUUUUACCAGCUGACUGACUUCUGCUUUGGGUUCCGGUUGGUGCGCGGAGUAGGCGGGGGGACGCACGGAGCGAAGCUACGGGCUGAGUUAAAAAGUUUUGUCUGCCUCGCCUGGACGGGCAGUUUUAAUCUUCGCCUGCUUUUGAGGGAAGUCAUGAUACCAUCGAGCACAAAUCUGCUGCUCCCAGAAGCGCUAAGGGAAAGUCGCGUCUAGCAGCAGCGAGCCAUGGCCAACGGGAGCCAGACCGAGGUGUACUUGUCUGAGCAGGUGGUGGUGUUGUGUACCUGUGCGCUGUCCUUCCUGGGCUCCUCUCUGAUCAUCCUCACGCACAUGAUCUGGACGGACCUGAGGACCACCCCGAGGAGGCUGCUGGUUUUCCUCUCCGUCGCCGACUGGCUGUCGGCCGUCUCCUACGCCUUCGGAGUCGGCAGCGUUUUCCGCACCAGCUCGCCCGAAUGCAUCGCCCAGGGAGCCGUAUCCACUUUCGCCAACACCAGCAGUUUCUUCUGGACCGUGUCCAUCGCCGUGUACCUGUACGUGUUCAUCGUCAGGUCGAGCCAGAGGGUCGCUGACAGCCUGGUGCCGUUCUUCCACCUGGUCAGCUGGGGUGUUCCUCUGGUCAUCACUGUCACUGCUUUGUGUCUCAAGAAGAUCGGCUACAAUGCAUCAGAGGUGACCGUGGGCUGGUGUUGGGUCAGGAUCGACGCCCAGGACUGGGUCCUGUGGAUGCUGCUGACUGGAAAGAUCUGGGAGUUCCUGGCCUACCUUACUCUGCCUGUGCUCUACAUCUUGAUCAAGAGGCAUAUCCACAAAGCGCACGUGGCCCUGUCGGAGUACCGUCCCAUCCUGGCCAGCAGGCCUCCGUCGCAGUCGUUCUCCUCCAUGGCGGAUGUGAAGCUAAGUCUCAUCCCCAUUAUUUUCAUUGUCCUGCGCAUUUGGAGCACGGUGCGCUUCGUCCUGCUGCUGGCUGACUCUCCGGUCAGACAGCACCCGGUGUUGGUCACACUACACGGUAUCGGCAACACCUCGCAGGGAGCAGCCAACUGCAUCAUGUUUGUGUUGUUUACUCAGCCCAUCCGCUCUCGCCUCUGCACCUCGCUCUGUUGCUGCUGCUCUAAAUGCCGAGCGGAGGCGCCGCGCUCAGACGGUACCCCACAGCGGCAUCAGACGAGACGGGACUCAUCCACCCAGAGAGAGGAAGAAGAAGAAGAAUACGGCACCAGUUGUGCGCAGUCGAACAGAUGAUGCCUCGCUCUGCGAUGGGCUUGUGUGAAGCUGGACUGAGGAAGUGGUGGAGGUAUCCAUCGCGCUCAAAGCCUCGAUAAAUCAUGAGUGGAGAUGCUACGGGUGCAUCUUUGUUACAGACUGCGGUCAUUGGGUUGAUGUCAGGGGUUAGGGUUAGUCUCAAAGUACACUGAUACUUGAGCACUUGACGAUGCCUUAAAGUGGGGUUUCUAUUAUGGUUAUUCUAUUAUGUUCCUUGAUUCUCUUACGGCAAAUUAAGGACAGUGUACUGUAGCACCUCUAUUUAUCAUGUACUGUAACAAAGUUACCACUGUGAAGGAAAGGUUGAGCAAUCAAAUCUUGAUGUUUUGUUCAGCUGAUUGUGCUGAGAGAUGUUGUUUUUAAACUGAACAGGAAAGAAGAAAACCUGCCAAAAACAUCUUUACCCUGUUGAAGUUGCAUCUGAAACCAUUCAGGAAGAAGUUCUGUUUCUUUCUUCUUCUUCUUUUUUUUUUUUUAAACGGUCUUAUUCCAGUCCUGCUGCAGGACCUGUGGUACUGUAGGCUUGUGCUUAGUCUGUGUUUCAUUAGAUGUUUCUGCAACCGGAAAAAAACAUAUUGGGAUGUAAAAUGUGACUAAGAUCCGUGUCGUGGUUUGGUCUUUUUUUUGUUUAGCACGGAUUAACUGAAUAGAAAGCAAAUGUAUCACACGUUAGGGUGACUUGCUGUUAAUGUGAUGUCAGCAGAUAUUGCACCAUGUCUUAGUUUACCAACUCACCGUAAGCAUUUGGAAAGAGCACUUCAAAGAUUUUACAUGUGCUGUGCUUUCCGAUGUUAGUCUGGAUUUAAGCAGAACAUUUUACCAUCUGAUCCGUUUUGUCCGGUUGUUGCUCUGCACAAUGUGAUUUGCCUUAUUGAAAAAAAUAAACAAGACUUUCCUUAAAAAUGGAGGGUUAACUUGGCUUUCUAA